Molecule: messenger RNA, 4996 nt
Organism: Coregonus sp. 'balchen'
Lineage: Eukaryota; Metazoa; Chordata; Actinopteri; Salmoniformes; Salmonidae
Source: the annotation of a GenBank genome assembly
CUUACUUCCGGUCAGGAAGAUGGCCGUACACAACAAAUAGUUAGCGGAAAUAUUAACUAUAUUUAAUUAGUUUUCUUCGUUUUAUAGACGUAUAACCGAGGUAUUUGCUGGAAAACACGUACGUUGGCGUUUUAAAUCUAGCUAUGUUUAUGCAUUAUCUCACGACGUAUAGUUUAGUUUCGAUGCUGAGAUUGCUAACGUUAGCUAGCCAGCCAGCCGCCUGAGCCGGUGUCUUGAUUGUCUUCAUUUACAGUGCUAGUUACAGUAGUUAGCUAGCUGGUUUGCUAGCUAUGGAUUCAUCUUGAUAACAUCCUCUGUAUGUAUUCAAUAUGCAACCUCUCGCGCUGUUUUUGAGAUUUGGCUCACAUUUUGCCCUGUCCGGAAACGGUUGUACAGUAAAAAGGGAACUGCUAUUUGAUUCACAGUUGCUGUCGAGAGGCUGGUUGCUUCGUCACUGAUUGCCUACACCUGGCAUCUUUUGGAUUUCGGGAGGGGUUAAUUUGGCCAAUAGACAGCCGAUAGUAUUUCUGAGGAAGGGGUGUGGAUUUGUCUGACUAGGGAUCCGCCCUGGUUCCGCCACUCGCACUAGGGCUACACCUCUCCCCCCAGCAGUAGCAGGCCGGCCAAUGCAUCACACAGAUGGAUGUCUAAACGGGUUACUUGGGACGUCCCAACUCUGACGUCACCCCAUUGAAGUUGACAUUUAAAACUGUUAGGGUAGGGACAUCUCAAGGAGCCCGGAGAGCACUAACCCACACCGAUGCAUCACACAUAUCAUUAAUUAUGUCCAUAUUUUAAGCUUAUCUGUUUCCAUCAAAUAACCUUUAAAAUAAAUGAAUAUCUAAAAUAUGUGAUAUGAUUAUAUAUCUCCGCAGCAACCAGGAUCCAUGGAAACGCCACAGCCCGGCCCAGCAGACGGAGAGGAGCGAUCGGUGGAGCUGCGGCCCAGAACACGCUCCAACCCGGAGGGUGCAGAGGACCGGCGCAGCAGCACUGGUAGCCUAGGCAACAGCAACCCCAGCACCCAGCAGCCCGCAGUGGGCAGCCGAGUGGAGGGGGAGGGGGAGGCCUCAACCAGCGACAGUCCUCCUAGCUCCAUCACCACCACAGUCUCUGCCACCACAGCCCAGGCUGUGGCCCCUAUAGUGGCUGCUACAGUCAAUGCCAUAGUAGGCCUGGCCACCCCCACGCCAGUAGCCAAGGACAGGCCUAAACCCACCCAGGCUCCUCCCCCUCUGGCGCCCCCCAUCCCUCCCACGGCAGAGUUCCAGCUACGAGCCCCCCGCGUCAACUGUCCAGAGAAAGUGGUGCGUGGUCCUGUACUGUUGAUGACUAGAAACUGAAUGAGAUCAAAGGGAUGUCAUUGUGAGAGAUAUUGGGCUAAUGCAGUUCACUCCCUGUGAUUUAGGCUAGAUGAAAAGACUUGCAGAGUGAUUGGUUCAGACCAGGUUGUUAUAAGAUUGUAAUCCUAUUUUUUUUAUUAUGACAGAUAAUCUGUUUGGAUCUCUCUGAAGAGAUGUCAUCGCAAAAGCUGGAGUCCUUCAAUGGGUAAGCUCUACUUCUGGUAUAUCUCUUAUCUGCUUGACGACAGGUGAAGUGACCACUCUCUAACGAGGACCAAAGAUCUGAAUCUUUUCCUCGCUCCCUUCAGAUCCAAGACCAACGCUCUCAAUAUUUCCCAGAAAAUGAUUGAGAUGUUUGUGAGAACGAAGCACAAGAUUGACAAGCGCCAUGAGUUUGCUCUGGUGGUUGUAAAUGACGAUGCCUUGUGGGUGAGUGUUGUUGGCCCAUUCACUUUUAAGUACAUUUAUUUUUCCUGAUGGCCACAACCAAACAGUUAUUCUUACGCGGUUAUCACACAGUACUGUAUUCUCAAUUUGAGUUGAAUUCUAUUCCUUCUUUUCCGUAUGUGUGUGUGUGUCGCUCUCUCUUAGCUGUCAGGUUUCACUUCUGACCCCAGGGAGCUGUGCAGCUGUCUCUAUGACCUGGACACCAAUGUGUGUGAGACCUUCAGUAUCCUUCCUGUCACUACAACAACAACACAUUCAGCCUGUAGUGUAGUCUAGCGUGGUAUUGUGAAUGAUUGAAACUGUUGGAACAUCCUGGAAGUUCUCUCCUUAAUAUCCUUCACCAGAUCUAGAGGAUCUUCUUAGUGUUAUGUAAGUUCCAUAUCUUCCUCCUUUAGUCACUUCUCUACUUUUCCCUUCCCGCUGUGGUUCUGACAGUUGUCCUGUAUCCUCUGCUGUCCCUGUAGCCGUCAGAAGAUAGAGCUUCCUCUGAUGGACAACAUCCAGACCAUCCCCCCUCCGUUUGUAGUCAGGACUCUCCUCAUCUACAGUAGACACGCUGGACAGCUGCAGUUCAACCCCUCAGACGCUGUCAAUGUAAGGGACCAUACUGCACCACCACUGUAUCAACCUACAACUGUCUACUGCUAACUGUACUACUAGACCAAUACUGGAUCAAUGACCUUAUCAGCCAUCUACUGCUCUGACUCUCCACUGAAUACUGUUCUGUACAGCUGUGGCGGGUAUUACGUGUCUAUAUCUGUGGUGAGACCUAGCUCUUUCAGUGUUUGUGGUAUUAUACCAGCGCUGUCUAUUUGAACAGAGACACUAACUGUCCUUCUCUCAUCCUGUAGAACAUGCUGCAGUCUCCCUACUUCUUCUUUGAUGUGGUUUACCUUCACAACGGGGCUGAGGAGCAGGGGAAUGAGGCCAGCUGGAGGGUGAGUGGACGAGGAGAGGGAGGGAUUAAAGGAGAACAACGGCACAGACAUUCAUCCAAGCUCUGAAAUGUUACUAUGUGAGAAAGUGAUGCAGCUGAAAAAGAAGAUUCCAUCUUACGCAAGAUAGUGGCACCCUACAGCUCAUAUACACUACAUGACCACAAGUAUGUGGGCACCUGCUCGUCGAACAUCUCAUUCCAAAAUCAUGGGCAUUAUUAUGGAGUUGGUCCCCCCUUUGCUGCUAUAACAGCCUCCACUCUUCUGGGACGGCUUUCCACUAGAUGUUGGAACAUUGCUGCGGGGACUUGGAGUGAUUAGGCCUGGCUCGCAGUCAGCGUUCCAAUUAAUCCCCAAGGUGUUCGAUGGGUUUGAGGUCAGGGCUCUGUGCAGGUCAGUCAAGUUCUUCCACACCGAUCUCGACAAACCAUUUCUGUAUGGACCUCGCUUUGUGCACGGGGGCAUUGUCACGUUGAAAUAGGAAAGGGCCUUCCCCAAACUGUUGCCACAAAGUUGGAAGCACAGAAUUGUCUAGAAUGUAAUUGUAUGCCGUAGAGUUAAUAUUUCCCUUCACUAGAACUAAGGGACCUAGCCUGACCAUUAUUCCUCCUCCACCAAACUUUACAGUUGGCACUAUGCAUUGGGGCAGGUAGCGUUCUCCUGGCAUCCACCAAACCCAGAUUCGUCUGUUGAAGCGUGAUUCAUCACUCCAGAGAACGCGUUUCCACUGCUCCAGAGUCCAAUGGUUGCGAGCUUUACACCACUCCAGCCGACGCGUGGCAUUGCGCAUGGUGAUCUUAGCCUUGUGUGCGGCUGCUCGGCCAUGGAAACCCAUUAAUUAAGCUCCCGACAAACUGUUCUUGUGCUGACGUUGCUUCCAGUGGCAGUUUGGAACUCGGUAGUGAGUGUUGCAACCGAGGACAGACGAUUUUUCAGCACUCGUUGGUCCCGUUCUGUGAGCUUGUGUGGCCUACCACUUUGCGGCUGAGCCGUUGUUGCUCCUAGAUGUUUCCACUUCACAAUAACAGCACUUGAGUUGACCGGGGCAGCUCUAGCAGGGCAGAAAUUUGACGAACUGACUAGUUGGAAAGGUGGCAUCCUAUGACGGUGCCACAUUGAAAGUCACUGAGCUCCUCAGUAAGGUCAUUCUACUGCCAAUGUUGGUCAUUGGAGAUUUCAUGGCUGUGUGCUCCAUUUUAUACACCUGUCAACAACGGGUGUGGCUGAAAUAGCCGAAUCCACAAAUGUGUACUUCCUGUCCUAUCACUGAAACCUGAAAAACUGUUCCACUUAGAGAUAUCCUUAUAUCCUUUCACUUAAACUGUCAUUUCUUACAUGAGUGUGUUCUCUCUGUUCUCUCUGCAGGACAUCUACACAUCAUUCUGUAACCUGGACUCUAAAGGCACCUGUUACCGCUUUGAGGUAUCUCUGUGUGGGCCGGCCAUCGAGCUCCACAACUGCAUGGCCAAGCUGCUGUCCCACCCCCUCCAGAGACCCUUCCAGAGCCAUGCCUCCUACAGCCUGCUAGAGGGAGAUGACCCCCAGGAUGUAGAGGCCACCGUCUAACUGGAGGUGCCUGGUAGAGCGACAGACCCCAGGGGGAGGCCAGUGUUUAACUUGGGGGUCUCCAAAGUACCCUGGUCCUGGAGAGUUACAGGGUCUGCAGGCUUUUGUUCAUUUGACACUGAAUCAAGAGGUGUGUUAGUGCAGGGCUGGAGCAAAAGCCUGUUGAAUCAGGUGUGUUAGUGCCCGGCGCCGGACUAAACGGCUGCACACACUGUAGCUCUCCAGGACCAAGGUUGGAGAACACUGCUCUAACUGGACAAGGAGAUGGGUUGCUAGGAGAUGACAAUGGGGAAAUGAGGAAGCAUGAGUGUAUGUAUUCCAUUUAGUUUUAAACCUGAUCUGGGGACAGUGUUUUCCCUACAAGUCUUAAAGAGUGAAAUCCAUGGCAGUACUUCUAGGCCUACACAAUAGAUGUGACCCAUUUCCAUGGCUGGCUUGUGGAAAACGUACAUUGAAAUGACUAAAUAUAGCUAUAUACACUAUCAGGAGCAAGGUUGUUGUAAUGGGUUGUCUGGGUUUGGGAAGGGUUGUAAACUAUGAUUCAUUUUCUUUUCUUUACAUCCGUACACCCUCUGAUGGGUAAGUUUGCCUUAUCAGAUCAGCCGUUUAUAUUCCCACUGAUGUUGCCUGUUGUUUUGUCAAUUGUGUUUUCGUUGAUCUGUUUCUGAUGAUUAAAAGAUAAAUGUUAGGUUUAGUCUACAUGCA